AUGAUGACAUCAAACAUCUUGUCCCGCUUCCUUCCCCCAAACAACUCGCCAUCCGUUUACGAGGCGAUCCGACAAAACGACGCCGAUUCAGAUUCUUCGGACGUGGAAGAGCGCGCGGGGCUCACUUUGGAGGAUGGGCACGGAGGGCAUUAUACCGAUCAUGAACUCCAGGAUGCCAUGGUCGACGCCGAUCAAAGCGAGCUUCCCAGCCCCGACGAUGCGUUCCUGGCGAGGGAGAGUCACCACAGAGUCCCUUCAGAGGGUCCCUCCAAAUCAACUUCCCGUCGACGCAAGAACAGCCGUCCACGGUGGAUGCAAGCCGCUUCGCCUGGUCAAGACUUUGAGUAUGGCGAUGAUGACGAUGUUCCCGCUUCUCUGCUCGUCGAAGGACAUCAUGACGAUGAGGAUCUGAAAUCGCGCCUGCCCCCGCCACCGCGUCCCCUUUCACCCCACGAAAUACAACCUUCUCUUCCUGGGCCCUCAUCGCAAGGUGAUCAAGCUCGCUGGAGAGCCGCUAGAGACCAACAACCGCUGCACAAUGCCAGCCGGAGGCGUCCUCCCGGGGUUAAGUGGUCGCUUGGACAACCCAAUCUGAAUACGGUCGAUCCGAAAGAGAAGGCGAUGUGGAUGUGGGCAAACGUUGACAAUCUGGAUAACUUUCUGAAGGAGGUCUACUCAUAUUUUCUUGGGAAUGGAAUCUGGUCGAUCCUGCUAACCCGGGUUCUGAGCCUCUUAACCUUCGCGUUUGUUGUGGGAUUCAGCACCUUUCUCACAAACUGCGUCAACUACCACAAAGUUCGCGGCAGCAAGACAUUAGACGACAUCCUGGUAGACAGGUGUACCACGAAAAUGUCUCUAUCAUCGACCUUUCUGCUUUGGUUACUCACAUUUUUCUGGAUUGGAAAGGCGUUUCAGUGUUUAUUGGGAAUCCGAAGGCUCAAACACAUGCAUGAUUUCUACCACUAUCUUCUUGGAGUCUCCGAUACCGAUAUCCAGACCAUUUCGUGGCAAGAGGUUGUUAGCCGGUUGAUGACACUCAGGGAUGCCAAUCCUGCAACGGCCGGUGCGGUCUCUGCGAGACACCGUAAAUUCAUGGGCAGUCAAUCCAAGCAGCGAAUGGAUGCCCACGAUAUUGCCAAUCGCUUGAUGCGCAAGGAGAAUUAUCUCAUUGCGCUGGUGAACAAGGACAUACUUGACCUGACGCUGCCCAUUCCUUUCCUUCGGAACCGGCCGUUAUUCUCGCAGACACUGGAGUGGAACCUCAAUCUCUGCAUUAUGGAUUAUGUUUUCAAUGAACAAGGCCAGGUUCGAACUCUGUUCCUGAAGGAUACCCAUCGAAAGGCGCUGAGCGAGGGCCUACGACGGCGAUUCAUUUUUGCCGGGUUUAUGAAUAUCUUCGUAGCCCCGUUUAUUGUGGUCUAUUUCAUGAUGCAUUAUUUCUUUCGCUACUUUAAUGAAUACAAGAAGAAUCCCUCCCAGAUCGGAUCGCGCCAGUACACCCCGCUGGCCGAAUGGAAGUUUCGCGAGUUCAACGAACUUUGGCAUCUAUUCGAACGACGCAUCAACAUGUCCUACCCGUUUGCGAGCCGCUACGUGGACCAAUUCCCCAAGGACAAGACUGUGCAGGUCGCGGGGUUUGUGGCGUUCGUCUCGGGGGCUUUGGCCUCAGUACUCGCUCUGGCAUCGGUUGUGGAUCCGGAGCUCUUUUUGGGGUUCGAAAUCACCCAUGAUCGGACUGUUCUGUUCUAUCUGGGCGUGUUCGGAUCCGUCUGGGCUGUCGCUCGGGGCAUGGUUCCGGAAGAGACCAAUGUCUUCGAUCCGGAGUAUGCCUUGCUUGAGGUGAUCAACUACACCCACUAUUUCCCGAGCCAGUGGAAAGGGCGGCUGCAUAGCGAUGAGGUGCGAAGGGAAUUUGCCGAGUUGUACCAGAUGAAAAUCGUGAUCUUCCUGGAGGAGAUCCUGAGCAUGAUCUUCACGCCGUUCAUCCUGUGGUUCAGUUUGCCCAGGUGCAGCGAUCGGCUGAUCGACUUCUUCCGGGAGUUCACUGUGCAUGUGGACGGCAUGGGGUAUCUCUGCUCGUUUGCGGUCUUCGAUUUCAAGAAGGGGACGAAUGUGAUCACUCAGGGGGAUCGACGAGAACCCGCCCGGCAGGAUCUCCGAGCGGACUACUUCGCUACCAAGGAUGGUAAGAUGCUGGCUUCCUACUACGGGUUCCUUGACAACUACGGCGCCAACCCCCGCGGCGCCCAUCCUUCGACCAAACGACAGUUCCACCCACCCCCGGCCUUCCCUACGCUGGGAUCGCCCUCGGCGAUGGACCUGGGCCACCUCGGCGACCGGGCCGACCCACCGCAGGCUCGCCCCUUCGCGGGUCAGCAAUCGACCUUUGGCCCUUCGCGCUUCGGUCCGACCGGGCUAGCCGAUCACGGAUCUCCUGCGCCGUCCAUGCUCCUGGAUCCGCAUCAUCAGCCGUCCGCUUCCGGGUUUCGAACCGCGCAUCGCACCGCCUUCUCCCGAUACCGAUCAUCGCGAGCGGCCCCUCCCAUCUCCGGGGCCAUUCUGGAUGACGACGAGUCGCCUAGCGCGCCGAACCGGAACGGUUCUGCGCGAUCGGCUGCCGGUGCUCCUGCUCCUCCUGGUGGAUCCAGCGGGGGCGGGGUCGGCGCCAGCGACAGCAACUUGGAAGAUUCGUGGCGGAUGAACCUCACGGGCGACACGGACGAUGAGGACGCAGGCGCGGGAGGGGAGAACGCCGAUGCCAUCGCGGGGGGAGCGGGGGUGUUGGGGUUGAUCCAGCAAUUCCAGCGGGUGAAUCAGGAUGGACGAGGGCGCACCGCGGUUGGAUUAUAG
Molecule: messenger RNA, 2850 nt
Organism: Aspergillus clavatus NRRL 1
Lineage: Eukaryota; Fungi; Ascomycota; Eurotiomycetes; Eurotiales; Aspergillaceae
Gene: atgI
Product: autophagy protein ATG9
Exons: 2
Coding region: 1-2850 (949 amino acids)
Biological process (GO): autophagy of mitochondrion; protein localization to phagophore assembly site
Cellular component (GO): autophagosome; phagophore assembly site
Source: RefSeq, a predicted model, not a curated record